CGUCGCUGUUGGUUGACGCGCGCGCGCUAUAGCUGGUUUAGACGUUAUUUGGCAGAGACUCAGACGGGUCGUGCCUUUUGCUCCCGUUGGCGCACAACCUCCCCCCUCUCCCCCCCCACGGAAAACCUAGAGCCAGGCGAGCAAAGUAGAGCUCGACGGGCCAACGCAUUCGAAUCAGUUCGCUGCAUGACGUUGGACGGCCAUCCCGCACGGCUGCCGAUCGCAGCUCUAGACACAAUUGCAGUUUCAAUCUAAACGUUCUUUUGCAUCAAGUUUGAUACGUUUCCAUGUUCCGUCAGAUUCAAUUGAAAUAAAAGCCCGAAAACAAAAAAAAUUAAUUAAUUUUUAUCGCCUUUUUUUUUUUUUCAUCGUUUCGCAGUGCGGAAUUUGUUUUCGAUUUUUCGAGAUUCAUCCCGGCAAAGUUUAAACAAAAAACAAAAAGGAAAAGAAAGAAAGAAUUAAAAAAAAAAGCUAAAGCGAUCCACUCUGCGAGACUGUGCGAGUGAAACGAGGAUCAGAAAAACAACGUCCACGAGUGUGCAGUGUCAGAGGGACGCAGAGAGAGAGAGAGAGCAACUUGUUCCGCUUUGGCUCACGAAACUCAACUCUCGACUGCAAAGUGGUUUUUGCGCUGCCUUUGCCUCGCUCUCAGUCUCCAGUGACUUUACCCUUUUACCCCAUUUUUUGUUUGUUUCGCUUUUGGGGUUUUCGCCCUUAUUCAGUGAACGCCAGCUGCGUGAGCCAAGUCGGCCAAGGAAGGCAGUCAGCGGACAAGCAAAGCGUGAGUGAAAUGUGGAACGAAGAACAACCGACAAGACGAGCGGCGGCGACGGCCAAACAAUGAAUAAGAAGCAGGAUCGAAAGCCCAUCAUCUCAGAUCCGUUGGGGAUCCUCGUCCUUCAGUUAUUGUAGGGGCAACACACAACCACACACACAAAAGGAGGGAGGAAAAGGAAAAGAAAAGCGAGCGCCGCUUGCAUGCCCGCUCCUUCCGGAUAUUGCCAAUAAAGCGCGACGCAUCCGUUACCACUUCUUCCGGUCGGGUUAGCCGCAACGGAGCGCAGCCAGGCGAGGGACCGCCCGAUCGACGCCGCCAGGACGGGCAACAACAACAACAACUGCACACACAAAAAGCGACAAACCUUCAUGUGUGUGUUGUAGUUCUCUUUUGUCAAUCCAUCCAUCCAUCCAUCCAUUCUUCCAUCCGCUUCCGCGCACACAUUCGUCGCUUUCUAACCAACAACUACAACAAAAUAAUACGACAAAAAAAAAAAAAGAGAAAAAUAAUAAUAAUCGGGACUUGCAAUUUUUCCCGAUUCUCGGCUGCUGCCGGGCGUUUUCUACUCAUAAAAUCCUGUUGGAAAUCUAUCAGAAAUAAAAUAAAAGCGCAGCCAAUAAAGGAGGACAAAAAAUAAAUAAAAUAAAUAAAUAACCCCGGAAUGAUGACAUUGAGUCAGUAAUCCAGGCCACUGCCGUAACCAACGCCAACGCUCCGGUUAGGCAAAACAGAAAAAAACAAAUAAAAACACGCCAAAGACAAGAGAAAAAGUCCUUUCCUUUUAAAUGUUAUCAUCAUUUUCUCUCUUUUGAUGAUUUGAUCUAUUAUUUGGCUGCCUGGCUGUGCGGAUCUGUUUCGAUCUGCGCGCGCUAUUGUGAUUGGAUCGCUGAGUGGGUGUGCGCUCUAGUGCCACAGUGUGUGUCUCUGUACGUGUGUCUGUUUCCAACUGAGCAAUAGCCAUCUCGCAGGGGCUGUCGUGUUGUGUGGUGCAUGUGCGUCAGUGUCGUGUGUCUGUGCGGAACGGAAGGAAACCGAAACAGUGGGACCGGAUGCGUGUGCAUCUAUCAGCACGGCAUCGUCGGUGGCUGCGAAACGGUCGAGCAACAAGAGCAACGACGAGCAGCUGGACCUGAUUAAAAACAAUUUUUUUUUAUGUGUGUGUGUGUGUGUGUGUCAUCGUCUAAACACGAAAAAAAAAUCAAAUAAAAAGGCCAAAGUCAUCAUCGCAUCCAUCCGCUGUCCAGCGAACGUGAAAUUCCGGUGAUGGUCACAUCCGUCCGUGCAGAGCAGGGCGCGCUUACAACAACAACAACAACAACAACAACAACACAAAGAAAGAAAGAAUAAAUCCAACAUUUUCAAGGUGUACGCGGCCACACAUUGAAUCGAUCCAUCCGAAACUCAUCCAUCUAUUUGGCCGAGACGGUUGCGUUUGUGCGUCCAGGCCAAGGCCAGUCCGCAUCGGUCUAAUCAAAAUUGCGCCCCACAGCAUUGGUGAUUCUAGCGUGGCAAGCGGUGGUGGUGCUGGCAAUAUGGCGUCGGUGGCCGCCUGGUUGCCCUUCGCCCGCGCGGCAGCCAUCGGAUGGGUGCCCAUCGCCAACAAUCCUUUACCUCCGCCGCCCAUCGCCAAGGAGCGGCGGAGACCCGACGACGAGAAGCUCAUCGUCAACGUUUCAGGACGGCGGUUCGAGACGUGGCGGAACACGCUGGAAAAAUACCCCGACACGCUGCUGGGCUCCAACGAGCGCGAAUUCUUUUACGACGAAGAGACGAAAGAGUAUUUCUUCGACCGCGAUCCGGACAUCUUCCGGCACAUCCUCAAUUACUACCGGACGGGCAAAUUGCACUACCCCAAACACGAAUGCCUGACCAGCUACGACGAGGAGCUGGCCUUCUUCGGCAUCGUGCCGGACGUCAUCGGCGAUUGCUGUUACGAGGACUACCGCGACCGCAAGCGGGAGAACGCCGAGCGCAUCAUGGACGACAAACUGAGCGAGAACAACGAACAGAACUCGCAAGCGGCCCAGGAUAUGCGCAACACGCGAGAGAAAAUGUGGCGCGCCUUCGAGAAUCCGCACACGUCGACGGCCGCCCUCGUCUUCUAUUACGUCACCGGCUUCUUCAUCGCCGUCAGCGUCAUGGCCAACGUGGUGGAAACGGUGCCGUGCACCCUGGGCAUCGCCAUGCCCCUGGCCGCAGACGGCCGACUCUUGUCCAAGAACAGCGAAUCCAUUCCAUGCGGAGAGAGAUACAAAAUCAUCUUCUUCUGCCUAGACACGGCAUGCGUCAUGAUCUUCACUGCUGAAUACUUGCUCAGAUUAUUCGCCGCUCCGGACCGAUGCAAGUUUAUGCGAUCGGUCAUGUCCAUCAUCGACGUGGUGGCCAUCUUGCCCUAUUACAUUGGUCUGGGCAUCUCCACUGAAAACGACGACGUCUCAGGAGCGUUUGUGACGCUGCGAGUCUUCCGCGUCUUCCGCAUUUUCAAAUUUUCGCGGCAUUCGCAAGGCCUACGCAUCCUGGGCUACACGCUCAAGAGCUGCGCCUCCGAGCUGGGCUUCCUCGUCUUCUCGCUGGCCAUGGCCAUCAUCAUCUUCGCCACCGUCAUGUUCUACGCAGAGAAGAACGUCGACGGAACCAAUUUCACCUCCAUUCCGGCCGCUUUCUGGUACACCAUCGUCACCAUGACAACACUCGGGUACGGCGACAUGGUGCCCAAGACGAUAGCCGGCAAAGUGGUGGGCGGCGUUUGUUCACUGAGCGGAGUGCUCGUUAUCGCCCUGCCCGUUCCCGUCAUCGUGUCCAACUUUAGUCGCAUUUAUCAUCAAAACCAACGCGCUGACAAACGCAAGGCUCAAAAGAAAGCGCGAUUGGCCCGCAUCCGGCUGGCCAAAGCCACUUCAGGAGCCGCGUUCUUGUCGAAAAAACGGGCCGUCGAGUCGCGUCUCUUGGCUCAAGAGUCCGGACUGGGUCUGGACGGCGAUAACGGCGCCGGCGGUGGCGAUGAUCAACAUUGGCUACGCGAGGAGGAUAUUUUCGAAUUGCAACAUCAUCACCUGCUACGCUGCCUCGAAAAAGCCACGGAUCGCGAAUUCAUCGAGCUGGAGAAUCCAUUCAACGGACAACCGCAAUCGAUGCAAAGGUCGGCCGGUUCUCGGUCAACGUCACCUACCCUCGCCGGCCAAGGAUCUUUGGUGUCGCCUGCGGGCAACGUGAGAAACAAACCACAAGCGGGAGGCCGGUCCUCGGCCUCUUCGCCAUUGUCACCCGAAAGGCUAACGCGACAACAACAACAACAACAUUCGGCCAUGUGCCCUUGCUGUUUGUGCUGGACUUGCCUACCGCUACACCAACGGUCGUCCAGCACCUCUGCCGUUGCAUCGGCAGCCCCUCCCACCGUCAGCCAAGUGAACGUCGUCGGUUCCAGCAGUGGCGCUGCUCAACUGUCGAUGGACGACAUGCCGGGAGCGCCAGUUGCGAUGGACGGGCCCAUAACUCAAUCGUUUGUGCCGGCCAGUGGCGGCAGCGGCAGCAGCAGCAGCAGCAGCAGCGCUAAUGUGACCAUUAGACGGAGACACAAUGAAACUUCGUCAUCGUCCUCGUCUUCUCCUCAUCAAGGCGUCGGUCAGGUGCAGAUGCUGCAACAAUCAGCCAGCGGAGCAACCGAAGGGCCGCUUGAAUUCCAAAUCAGCGGAGGAGGCCAGCAUCAAUCCCAGCCGGUGGAGACCCGGCAAACGAUUCUCCACAUCUCCGCGCUGUGAAAACAAAAAAAAAACAAUUCAUUUAAAAACAAAAUUGAUUUUUUUAAAAGCAACACAAAACAAUUUAAGGAAAUGUGUCAAAAAAUGAUAUUUGAUUGUCACGUGUAGCAAAAAUGAUCCCAUUACGUGCCCUGUUUCUUAUAUAGUAUUUAAAACAAGUUUUCCCCUUCAACCUUCUUUUUGUAAACCUCCCCCCCCCCCACCCGAUGUUUAUCGACGAUCAAUUUUCCUCCCGUCAUUAUUAUUAUCAUAUAUAUAUAAAUCAAAACCUGUAAUUAUCGGUCGUGAAUCACUUUCACGACCAACACACAAAAGAAAAUGUUUGCGCGUAUAUUGUUACACGUCCCUCUCAAUGGCAUCCAUUUUUGCCCCACACGAUGUUCUUGUUUUUGUUUGUUUAUUUUUAAAUCAUCGUCAAUGAAUGUUUCACUGCGCACCCAACACUUUCCCCGUUCAGAAAACAAGAAAGAAAAAAAAAAAAAACAUUUGCUGGACCCAAACGGGGAUAUGAUUUUUUCCCUCUGCAUUUCACAACACGUCAUUUGAGGUAGACGAGGAUUGGAUGGAAGAGAUUUGCGUGUCUGGCGAAAAUGUGGGGAAAACUACACGCGUCCCUCGUUUACUUUCAGCUCCGCCUCUACACAGAACACGAGAUUUGGUCACGUCCCUUUGAAGCUAUUUGUCUUUUUUAUCAUACGAGUUCGUGGAGACUUCCGUUGGCGCUUCCAUGCGGGGUUAGAAGAAAAUCAACGAGAAACUGGGAAGAAGAAAAGAUUUCUCGUUUUUUUUUGUUUCAAAUGUCACUCAUUGUAAAGAAAAAUACCCCUCCCCCAACUCCCUUGUGUUCAAAUCAGGACAUUGUAAAACGUUUUUGUUCGGCCGCCGCUUCCAUAGUCACACACGCACACGUCCAAAACAGAAACCCUCCUUCUCUGGGUUAAAAUUCAAUUUCACGUUCCGCAAAAAAAUAUAUAUAUAUAUAUGUAUAUAUAUACAUAUAUAACGAGGACAGAGAAGAAUAGAUUGGCAUCAGACACGCGCAAUCCAUUUACUUCAUUUACUUACUUAGUAAGUUAUUUAUUUUUUGGCACUUGAUCCUUCCAUGGCGUGCGAACUUCCAAUCCUCUUCCCUCCCUUAAUAAACGAAAAACAAAGCUUUCUACCAACUCCCCCCCUCCCCUUUAAAAAAAAAUAUAUAUAUAUAUAUAUAUAUAAUAAUAAAUGUACACAAAACAAAAGAGUCGUAAAGGUCAAACUAAACCGGCAAGAGAACAGCAACAAUAAAAAUGCGGCGAAACACGCAGUUUCUUUUUUUCCUAAGAAACAAAAGGGAAGAUGAACGACAUAUCUGCACGCGUUCACAUCGACUUCGAGCAAACAGAAACACCCCCGAAAUGAAACGUUUAAAGUUGUCAAAAUUGAUUCCAAAAUAGUUUCUUCUUUUUGGCUGUUCAAACGUCAACUGUGUCAUUGUUCUUUGUUUUCGGAUGGAAAGCGAACCAGACGGAGUGAUUGAAAAAGGGG
Daphnia magna is the source of this 6060-nucleotide messenger RNA. It is a transcript of the gene Shal, whose product is annotated as potassium voltage-gated channel protein Shal. Gene Ontology annotation, molecular function: protein binding; A-type (transient outward) potassium channel activity. Gene Ontology annotation, cellular component: voltage-gated potassium channel complex; membrane. The record is from RefSeq and is a predicted model, not a curated record. Gene Ontology annotation, biological process: potassium ion transmembrane transport; protein homooligomerization. Lineage: Eukaryota; Metazoa; Arthropoda; Branchiopoda; Diplostraca; Daphniidae. The transcript has 10 exons. The coding region runs from base 2311 to 4536 and encodes 741 amino acids.